This is a messenger RNA of Rhodotorula toruloides NP11, 1713 nucleotides long. RefSeq lists its product as uncharacterized. The record is from RefSeq and is a predicted model, not a curated record. The transcript is spliced from 4 exons. Gene Ontology annotation, biological process: lipid metabolic process. The coding region runs from base 1 to 1713 and encodes 570 amino acids. NCBI's taxonomy places the organism in Eukaryota, Fungi, Basidiomycota, Microbotryomycetes, Sporidiobolales, Sporidiobolaceae.
AUGACAGACGCUCGACCACUAGCAUUCGAGCUCCCUCCGUUGCGCGCCGUCUCCGUUGCGAUACCUCUCUUCAUCCUCGCCGUCCUCCUCCAGCCGAGCGUAUCAGCCCGCACCUCGCGCCGACUCCGACUCGCCCUCCUCGUCCCAACCGCAGUCCUCGGAUGGAUCUCCCCCUUCCGAUGGCGCAUCGAGCCCGUAGAGUUCGCCAUCACGGCAAACUUUAGGUGGGGCAUCUUCUCGCCCUACUUCUUGAUGCUCGCGGUGUGGUUUGGCGCGAUGGGCGAGACGGAGCGGAAGAACGAGAUGGCCUGGCUCGGGUUCGACGGCAAGGCGGAGAAGAAGGCGCUGGGCGUCGACGAGGGCUCUACGGGACACGGUACGGCGAUGAAGGAGAACGGGAACGCGGAACUUCGACCUCGAGCGAACGGGACUCUCGUCGCCCCGAAACCGCGGCCUGUCAGCCCUCUCGCUUCUCCAGCUCUCUCGCUCGUCUCAAACUCGUCGUUGAACGAUCAGCUGCCGACCCCGUCCCCUUCGCCGCCCGUUGGCCCCGUCCAGCCGCCCUCAGUCGUCGACGCACCCCCUUCCUCCGUUAACGUCCCGACUCUCACUUCGCGCAAGAACGCGACUCGCUCGUACUCGCAACGGCAUCACCCUCUUCGCAUCCUCCUCGACGCCGCACAUCUCCUCAGCGCCAUGCGCAUGAUCGGCUACGCCGGCGGACCUCGAGCGCGAGACCUCCCUCCCGCACCCAAGAACGACAAGACCUUCCUUCGUGAUCGCCUCGUCGCAUUCUACAAUGCUCACCUCGUCAGCAGCGCGUGUCUCGCCCUGCAAGUCCUCGACCGCGACGGCGUUCUCGCAUCGCACCUCUCCCACAUCCUCCCUCACGACGCAGCAGUCUUCGUCUCGGCCACCCUCGCACGACUAUGUAUCGGCGUCUCGCUCUGGGUACAAAUGAAGAUCGGCUUCAACGGUUUCGCCAUCCUCUUCUACCUCCUCCACCGUGGCACGAACGCCUUCCUCGACACGCUUCAAGCCGUCUUGCCACGUCGAUGGAGCGAGGACUUGACGUGGAGGAGCAGGUUCGACGUGAGGGAGUAUCCGGCGCUGUUUGAUAGCCCGUUCAGCAAGAUGGGCGAGGGAGGGGUGACCAAGUUCUGGAGUGCGAGGUGGCACUUCUUGUUCAGGGCAACAUUCACCUCCCUCGGCUACAAGCCCACCCUUGCCCUCUCGAAGCGACUGGGCCUGCCGAAACGUGUCACGCAGCUGCUCGGCGCUUUCGUCGUUUUUACGCUUUCAGCAUGGAUGCACUGGCAAGCCCUCGUCUCAGCGCGCUACAACCUCCACCCCUCACCCGCCGGCCUCGCCUUCGCUGCCGCACACUCAAUCCCCCUCACCUCCAUCUACCCACCGCCCUCCUCCUCGCUCUCCUUCCUCGACCGAAACGGCACCUUUGUCUUCUUCCUCCUUCAACCCGUCGCCGUCUUCCUCGAGAGUUUGUGGGUCGCUUUGACGCGCAAGAGGGUCAGAGGGUGGGCAGGGAAGCUUUGGACUGCAUUGUGGAUUGUGGUGCUGGGACAGGCGGUCGUAGGGAAGAGCUGGCUCGCCCUCGGCCUAGUGCACGGCCUCCCCCCUCUCCACCUCUGGUCCUGGCACCGCUUCGUACUCCCGACCUGCUCGCUCGCUCCCAUGCCCGCCUUCAUGCGAUAG